Molecule: messenger RNA, 1287 nt
Organism: Schistocerca serialis cubense
Lineage: Eukaryota; Metazoa; Arthropoda; Insecta; Orthoptera; Acrididae
Product: facilitated trehalose transporter Tret1-like
Exons: 4
Coding region: 1-1287 (428 amino acids)
Biological process (GO): carbohydrate transport; transmembrane transport
Cellular component (GO): membrane
Molecular function (GO): sugar transmembrane transporter activity
Source: RefSeq, a predicted model, not a curated record
AUGGUGCUGGGAUGGUCAGCCCCCGCGCUCGAGAUGCUGAAGGCGGAAGCCAUGUACACGGACGAAGAGCUGUCGUGGGUGGCGGGCAUUCCGCCGCUGGGGUCGCUGGUGUCGAUGAUGCUGAUGGCGCUGACGCUGGACCGGUUCGGCCGCAAGGCGGUGAUGCUGGCGCUGGUGCCGCCGUUCGUGCUGGGCUGGCUGCUGCUCGCCUUCUUCCGCAGCAUCCCGCUGCUGCUGGCCGGCCGCUUCAUCACCGGCUUCUGCGGCGCCGGCUACUGCACCGCCGCGCCCGUCUACACGGGCGAGAUCGCCGAGAAGCAGAUACGCGGCGCGCUCGGCGUCUUUUACCAGCUGAUGCUCACCCUCGGCUUCCUGUUGGCCUAUUUUGUGGGUAAGUUGACCGGCCUGCGGGUGCUGUCGCUGCUGUGCGGCAUCGUUCCUCUCGUGUUCUUCGUGGCGUUCUUCGCGAUGCCCGAGUCGCCGGUGUACCUGCUGGACCGCGAGAGGCGCGAGGACGCGGUCAAGGCGCUGCAGUGGCUGCGGGGGCCCGCCACCGACAUCUCGCAGGAGCUCGCCAGCAUGGACGAGUUGAUCGCUGACUCGCGGCGACAUAAGGACAGUAUCAAGGAGAAGAUGGGGAAAAAAUCGACCAGGAGGGCACUGAUGAUCGGGCUGGGCCUAAUGUUCGCCCAGCAGCUGACUGGAGUCAGCAUCAUCUCCUUCCAUUCGAAAGCCAUCUUCACGGCCGCCGGCGACACAACAGACUCGACUAUCUGCUUCAGUGUCAUGGGCAUCAUGCAGGUCUUGGCCGUGAUGAUGGCGAUAGCCCUCGUGGACCGAGUAGGUCGGCGGCAGCUGAUGAAGAUCUCGCUCAUGGGGGUGGUAUUCUGCCUCGUCGCUCUCGGACUCUUCUUCUUCAUGAAGGACCUCGAUGCGACGUCGGUGCUUUACUUUGAGUGGCUGCCGCUGCUCAUCUUAUCCGUAUAUCUGUAUCUGUUCACACUUGGUGCAGGACCUUUGCCUUGGGCUAUGAUGGGUGAACUCUUCCCAGCGCACGUGAAAGGCGUCUGCAGCAGUAUCUGCGGCGCCUCCAGCUUUGUUCUCGCUUAUAUUACAUGCGAGACGUUCGCUCAUCUAAUGGGUGUCCUCACAUUGGCUGGAACUUUCUGGUUGUAUGCGGGACUUUGUUUCCUGUCUGCAGUAUGGCUUUUCUUCUUCCUCGCCGAAACAAAGGGAAAAAGCUUGGAAGAAAUACAACAUAUACUUAGUAUACGAUUAAACAGUUGA